Molecule: messenger RNA, 1483 nt
Organism: Paramecium sonneborni
Lineage: Eukaryota; Ciliophora; Oligohymenophorea; Peniculida; Parameciidae
Source: the annotation of a GenBank genome assembly
AUGAUAUUUUUAUUAUGCUUCACCUUUGUUUUAGCUAACUUUAAUACUUAAUAUGUUACUGAUGAAUUACAAAUUUAACACACUGAUUUGAAUAGUUCAAAAACUUAUUUACUCUCCAUGAUAUUAACAUAAAUUCCAAAAAAUAAUUAUUGCUUACCUUUGCUUUAAGUCAUCGUAAACAACUAAAUUUAUAAUGAUACAUUAGCAUAUUCCAUUAAAGCUGAUAUUCAGAAGGUUUAUUUUUAGUCAACUGAUGCUAUUACUAUAAAAGUUAGUUGUAAUGUUCUUGAUUACUUUUAAAAUCAAAAAAACUUAAAUAAAACGAUGCAUUUUAAUUUAAGUCUGCAUGAAGCUGUAAAUCUAUUUUUAAUUUUAGUAAUAACACAUUUCCUUACCUUGUUAAUUUCCUUAUUACGGAUAGAACUGUAGUCUUUCAAUUUAAUAAAUUUACAAGGAAUUUGCAGUAACAAUAUCAAUUCAAAACAAUACAUGGUUUUAUGCAUAUGCUAUUCUUGAUGAUGAUAAUUAUGAAGUAAUUUCUCAAUAAUAAAUUUUUAGAUUAUAGUUGAAAAUGGAAAAUUGUAAUUUGGUGUUUCAAUCAUUUCAUUUGAUAAAAUUAAUACAACUACUCUUCCAACAUUUUUUUAAGACUUUAUUGUUUUGGAUUCUGAUAAUGAUGAAAAUCUUAUUUCAUUAUCCCAUUCGAAAAAAAGUUCAAAUAGUAUUUAUAUAAUUGGUUUUUAUAAUUUCAAUCCAACUUAAAUUCAAGAAAUUACUAUUACCAUUACGUACUUAUUAUAAUUAUAUACAGAACUGCUUUUUAAGAUCAAGAAUUUCCAUUUUGGGCUAUAAUGUUAUUAAUAUCUAUUGUAAUCUUUGGUUUAAUUCUUUUUAUAAUAAUACUUUGUCAUUUUAGACGUUAAUAUAAAAAACUAACUCAAAUUUAACCUGCUUUGGAUAGAAAAGUUUUAAAGAAAUACAUACCAACAUAAAAAAUAGAUUCUAAGAUGAAAUAGGAAACCUGUUCAGUUUGCUUAUUAUAAUUUGAAUUAAAAGAAAAAUAUUGUCUAACACCUUGUAAACAUUAUUUUCAUGAAUAAUGUUUGAUAGAUUGGUAUUCUAAUAUUUAUAUUAUUAAAGGACAACAAAAUAAGCUAAUUGUCCUGUUUGUAGAUAAGGUUUACUAGAAAAUGAAAUAAUAGAAUUAUUGGAAGUGAAAAGUAAUAGAAAUCGAGAAACAAAAGAGACUAAAAUAUAAGAAGUAAUAUAAUCUAAGGAAAAUCCACCUUCUUAAACUUAUAGAGAUUUACCUUUUCUUCAAUUAUCAUCUUCUCCAUUUAGAACUUAGUGUAAAAUAGAAUUGGAUAGUUCACCUUAAGGAGGGAAUUCACCAUAAAUAGUUUAAUUUGAUGGAUCUCCACAAAAUCUGACAAAUCGAAAUUUAUAUUUUUAAUCAGAUGGAAUUGUAGAAUCACAAAAUUGA